Molecule: messenger RNA, 2180 nt
Organism: Oldenlandia corymbosa var. corymbosa
Lineage: Eukaryota; Viridiplantae; Streptophyta; Magnoliopsida; Gentianales; Rubiaceae
Source: the annotation of a GenBank genome assembly
UUAAAAGAAAAAAAAGGGGGAAAAGAGAAGUUGGACAGCCUAAUAAAAGAACGGGAAAAGGAAAGAAAAGCAUGUAAGAAUAGUGCCCCAGUUUCCAGUAUCGAUUGGAGGCCACCGGAGGACUUCAAUUCCGGGAGGAUUGAAGCAAAAUUGGAUUCAUAGGGGUAUUGUGAAUCCAAGAAGCUUACAUAAGGUGGGCAGUUAGGCUAAUUUCGGAGAAUCUCAUAUCCGAGUAAUCAGUAUCCAUCCAUUUGACUGGGUUUAAGCCUUAGGGUUUAUUUAGACCGCAGCUCAAAUUCACUCUAUUGUACUGUUCCCACCUCCAUAUUAGCACAUUCGUAACAACCUUAUCCAGUCGCCGCCGCUCCGGAGUUAUUGUGAAAAUGACAUUGUUGGCUAAUAUCUCGGGCAAUAUCACUACACAAAGUCAGCAGAAAUUUCUCCUUCCAUUAUCUAGCCGAAGUGUUACAUCAUCUUUCAUGAGAAGAUCUCGUGCUAGCAAAAGACUUUUUCUAAGGCAAAAGAAUCUGGUUUUGAAGUGUACUGCUUCAAGCAUGUCAUCUGUGCAAUCUCUCGAGCAGACAAGAUCAACUGAAAGCUUUGGACUACCAAUUAUGAUGAAUGGUUCUACUGGGAAAAUGGGAAGAGCGGUUCUCGAAGCAGCUGAUGCUGCUGGCCUAUAUAUAGUUCCUGAAUCAUUUGGUGGUCCAGAAGAUGAAGGGAAAACUAUACAAGUCAGUGGAAAGGAGAUCAAGGUUCAUGGCUACUCGGAUAGAGAGACUAUUUUGUCUUCCUUAUAUGAAGAAUAUCCAAAUCUUGUGGUGGUGGAUUACACUGUGCCUAGUGCAGUAAAUGGAAAUGCUGAACUUUAUGCCAAAGUUGGGGUGCCAUUUGUUAUGGGGACUACUGGUGGGGAUAGGGAAAAGCUGUAUAAAACGGUAGAAGAAUCCAAUAUUUAUGCUGUUAUCUCCCCUCAAAUGGGAAAGCAGGUGGUAGCCUUUCUUGCAGCAAUGGAAAUAAUGGCAGAACAAUUUCCUGGAGCUUUCUCUGGGUAUGAUCUACAGGUGAUGGAGUCCCAUCAAGCUAGUAAGAAGGACACAUCGGGUACAGCUAAAGCUGUUAUCUCAUGCUUUCAGAAGCUUGGAGUCUCCUUUAGAGAAGAUCAGAUACAACUAAUUCGAGAUCCCAGGCUACAAAGGGAGAUGGUUGGGGUGCCAGAUGAGUAUCUAUCAGGCCAUGCCUUCCAUAUGUAUAAUCUGACAUCACCAGAUGGAACUGUCUCAUUUGAGUUUCAGCAUAAUGUAUGUGGUCGAUCAAUCUACGCAGAAGGGACAGUUGAUGCCGUUCUUUUCCUAGCUAAAAAGGUUCAAGAGAAAGCUGAGAAGCGGAUAUAUGACAUGAUUGAUGUUUUGAGGGAGGGCAAUAUGAGAUGAUUAAUACACUGGAGUUCUUGAAUUUCCUGGUGAUGUCAUUAGUUUUUGUAGUUUUUGACCUAGCCAUGUUGGGUUGGCAAUUUUCUAUCUAUUGUCCUCUCUUCAUGGUACUUCAUGAGAAAUUUUUUUUGUAGGAAGAUGAACUUCUCAAGGUAAUCUAGGUCAGGAAGAUGCUGUCACUUAAAUUUUUUUGUCAAGCUCCCACAAUCUCUGUUUAAGCUCUGACCCUGUUCCAUAUUUUGCUGAAACAUUGGCAUUUAGGAGUCGCUUUGCUUUAGAUUUUUUAUACAGCAUUUUGGUUUGACAGUAGAAAAGAACUUGAGACAUUCGCUUCAUAAACACUGGUAUUGGAACACCCAACUCGGCAUAGUAAAAGGAAACAAAAUGGAGAAUCUGAAACGAAACAACAGCAACCGGCCGUAUAGGCUGUAUUUUUUCAACCAUCUAAUCGAAUUUCCACCAGAGAGGUAUAUGGUCAAAAAACGUGGGUAGGUUAGACAGUAUAGGUGAUAACGAACUGAAGCUGUUCAUUAUCAGUAGUGUAUAGUGUUUUCAUUCAUGAUCAAUGAUGAUGGGUUCAGUGAAUAGUAAAGAGCUAUGACCCCUCCACCCAUUUGGGGUGUCAUUUGCCUCUCUCUCGUGCUAAGUCCUUCUGUAAAGAGAGAUCCUCCUCCCAAAUGAACCCAUCAAACUAGUAGUACAAUUAACCCCACCACUCCAUACUUGUAAACUUGACACGAAAUGACA